AUGUCGCCUCAAGCCAGCGCCAACCACCUAAAAGCGAUCACUUCAGAAGAUGAUCUGGAAAACUUGGCUGUGGAAUCAUGUACACCGAUAGCAAUUGUGGGGAUUGGAUUUCGGGGACCAGCGGAUGCCAAAAAUGUCGAGAAGCUGUGGGAAAUGAUUCUCGAGGGUAGAGAAGCGUGGUCCCCAAUCCCAGCUACGAGGUGGAAUAGCGCAGCAUUUUAUCACCCAGAUCAUGCCCGCCAUGGAACGAUCAACGUGGAAGGUGGCCACUUUCUGGAAGAGGAUAUAUCUGUGUUCGACGCGCCUUUUUUCAACAUGGCAAGUGAUGAGGCCGCGGCCAUGGACCCACAGCAGAGAUUGCUCUUGGAGGUAACAUAUGAAGGUCUUGAGAAUGCUGGCAUUCCCCUGAAUAAAAUCAUGGGUACAAAGACCUCGUGCUUCGUAGGGUCUUUCUCUGCGGACUAUACGGAUCUACUACUCCGGGACCCCGAGUGUUUACCUAUGUAUCAGUGUACAAACGCCGGACAGUCUCGUGCGAUGACGGCAAACAGGGUGUCUUAUUUCUUUGAUUUGAAGGGACCCAGUGUCACAGUAGACACAGCCUGCUCGGGAAGCCUUGUGGCACUUCACCUAGCAUGCCAAAGCCUACAGACCGGGGACGCGUCAACAGCGAUUGCAGCGGGUGUCAACUUAAUCUUGAGCCACGAGUUUAUGUCAACCAUGAGCAUGAUGAAAUUUCUGUCCCCUGAUGGGAAAUGCCAUACCUUUGACGAAAAGGCUAAUGGGUAUGCGCGAGGUGAGGCAGCUGGCUGUCUCAUUCUUAAGCCCCUGGCCAAGGCGUUACACGACCGAGACAAGAUCCGGGCCGUGAUACGAAGCACGGGUUCCAAUCAGGACGGGCGCACGGCGGGAAUUACACUGCCGAAUGGGGCAGCCCAAGAAAGCUUGAUCCGGAGCGUAUAUGCGCGGGCUGAUCUGAAUCCCUCAGAAACCGAUUUCGUGGAGGCUCAUGGGACAGGGACAUUGGCUGGAGACCCAGUUGAGACAGGGGCAAUCGCUCGUGUAUUUGGAGCUGGUCGUCCACCUGACAAUCCUGUGAGGAUUGGCUCCAUUAAAACCAACGUCGGUCACUUGGAAGGCGCAAGCGGGGUGGCUGGUGUUAUUAAGGCUGUGCUGAUGUUGGAAAACCGCUUGUUUCUGCCAAACAGAAAUUUUGACAAGAUCAACCCACUUAUCUCCCUCGAUGAUUGGAAACUCAAGGUUCAACUGUGUCCUGAGCCAUGGGAAACAACAGGGCCUCGUCGUAUUUCGGUGAACAGCUUCGGAUACGGUGGAAGCAAUGCGCAUGUCAUUGUCGAAGAUGCCCAAGGCUUUCUCUCUAGCUGGGAACUCAAGGAAAACCAGAGCAUCUCGACCCCCACGAUGGAAGGUCAUGAUAAUAUAACUUCUAGCCCACCGCUUGGUUUGUGUCGCAUAUUUAUGGUUUCUGGUUUCGAUGAAACAACCUGUGCUCAGCAGAUGCAGGCUCUGGGUAAUUAUAUUCUCAAUAAGGAGCAUGGAACUGAUCAAGAGCAAUUUCUGGACAAUCUCGCCUUCACCGUAAAUGAGCGGCGAUCCGUCUUUCCGUGGAAGGCAGCCGUUGUCGGAGAUACGACGGCGGGUUUGGCGAUCUCACUCUCUCAGAGCGUCAAAUCUAGGAGCGCGCUUAGGAAGCCAACACUUGGGUUUGUCUUUACUGGACAAGGUGCACAGUGGGCUGGGAUGGGGAAGGAGCUCCUCCGGGCCUACCCUGUCUUCAAAAUAUCAAUUUUGAGUAUUGACAGAUUUUUGGAAGACAUUGGAUCUCCUUUUAUAGUGGAAGAGGAGAUCACAAAGCCUCCUCAGGACUCACAUUUGAACCACCCAAGUCUAAGCCAAACUGUGUGCACAGCGCUACAGAUUGCGCUGGUCGACCUCCUGAAAUCAUGGAGUAUACAUCCAGACUCCGUAACAGGUCAUUCCAGUGGGGAAAUCGCCGCUGCAUAUGCUGCUGGUGCACUCAGCAUGAAUGAUGCAAUGUCAGUUGCAUACUACAGGGGGGCUGUGGCAAGCCAGCUUCUGCAGCACCAACCGGACAAGGGUACCAUGAUGGCAGUUGGUAUGUCUGCCGAAGAGGUACAACCCUACUUGGAUGUAUUCGAAUCCAGACAACUGGUGGUCGCGUGUAUCAACAGUCCAUCGAGUGUGACAAUUUCAGGCGAUAUCCUUGCGAUUGAUGAACUCGCACAAACACUUAAAGAACAACAAGUGUUCUGUCGACGCCUUGAAGUUGGCGUCGCGUAUCACUCCCCUCAUAUAGAACGGAUUGCCGAGCAGUAUCACACCUUGAUAGAACAUAUCCAACCCCAAGGACUAGAUCAAAUAUCGGAAGACAAGAAGGAAAGAUCGGGAUCGUUCUUUUCCUCUGUGACAGGGACGACUGUUCCGUUGGAAAGAUUAGAUGCUCAGUACUGGGUGUCAAAUUUGGUCGGGCAAGUGAAAUUCGCAACGUCCUUGAGGACCUUGUGUUUUGAAACAAAUGGUCGGCGUGCCGGGCAUACAGGGGCCUCCAGAGUAAGAAGAGCCAGGGCUGCCCAAAAGCCAUCAGUGGAUUGUCUCAUCGAGAUCGGCCCCCAUGCGGCACUUUCCGGGCCAAUCAAGCAAAUUCUGCAGGCUGACGAGAAACUCAAUUCUGCCGAUAUAAACUAUAUUAGCGUGCUAACACGGAAGGCCAACGCACUCACUACAGUACUCAGCGCAGUCGCGACAUUAGCAUCACUUAACUACCCCGUUGACUUUGGUGCAAUCAACCGCCCUGUGGGGAUUAAGAAAUCCAGAACACCGCAGUUGCUGGUUGAUGUUCCAUCAUAUGUCUGGAAUCACACAAAGUCAUAUUGGGCAGAGCCACGAGUGAGCAAAAUGUAUCGGAACCGAAGCUCGCCGCGGAUGGAUUUACUUGGCGCACCAGACAACAUGGCAUGUCCAUUCGAGCCUCGCUGGAGAAAUUAUCUUCGAACCUCAGAACUCCCUUGGCUUCUCGACCACAAAAUACAGGGGAAUAUUGUUUUCCCUGCCGCAGGCUAUCUAGCCAUGGCAAUUGAAGCAUCCAUACAGUUUAACAAGGACGACGACAAGAUUGCUAGAUAUGUCCUGCGAGAUGUGACAAUUCAGUCAGCGCUGGUCCUCAACGAAACCUCUGCCGUCGAGGUUAUGGUAUCUCUUCAAAAGUCGAUACAAGACCAAGAAGAUUUGUACAAUUUCCAUAUAUACUCUAUCUCCGAGGAGAAUAGGUGGACUGAGCACUGCACUGGCUUGGUCGGGACACAAAAAAGAGUUGCUCCUUCAGGCGAUACAUUUGAAGAAACUGAUGGUUAUGCGACGGUUCCAUUGGGGACUGAAGUUCAUGGAAUAUCGCUGAUUGACGUCGCUGACUUUUAUGAGAAGCUUCAAACCUCAGGUCUGGAGUACGGAAAAUGUUUUGCGAACAUGACAAAAGCACGUGUUACUAAAGACGGGGCGUGCUUUGCAGAAGUCACUAUACCAGAUACACUAUCCGUGAUGCCUGCAUCAUUUCAGCAUGAGCUUCUGAUCCAUCCAUGCAUUCUGGAUAGUCUAUUUCAUACCAUUUUUGCUGCUUUACCCCCGGGUAUGGGAAUCGAGGAAGGACCUGCAGUACCUGUCUUCGUUGAAGAGAUGACUGUAUCCUCCAGUCUCAUAUGUUUACCGGGAGAGCUUAUGACCAUUUGUACCCAUGUGCGCCCGAUGCCAAAAAAAGAGGUGACGGCAUGCAUAGUCGCGGUGAAUUGUAACGAGACACAAUUCGAAACCGAACCAACUAUUUCACUUCGUGGGCUACGAUGUGCGCGGCUCGAGCGUCUUGAACCGGCAGCGCAGCUAAAAGAUAACCGCAUCAUUUAUGAGAUUGACUGGAAACCAGAUGCAAGCUUGCUUUCCAGCAAUCAUGCGGCAUUCCUAUUUGACGAGAAUAGGGGUGCUCAAGACCCUACGUAUCAAGGAGAGCAUGACGAGAGCGCAGCCGGUUUUAUUAGAGCUGCGUUGGAGGAAGUCAGCACAGCGGAGGCAAUGGAAUUCGACCCUUCUCACCGCAGAUUCCGGUGCUACCUCCAAGAUGUACUGGAACGACAUGACGGUCAAACCCCGAUAUCAGUAUCUCACUUGGAGAAUAUACAUUCCAUCCCGAUAGGAGGCCUCCUAUCAGUCAUCGGUCACAACCUAGUGGGUAUCAUUCGAAACCAAGUAGACUUUUCGACCUUAAUGAACGAAGAUCGCCUAUUGGAUGAGUUCUGGGAUAUAUUCUCAGCGGAUGCUUCUUACCGGGCUGCUGCAAAAUAUGUUGAGUUGAUUGGCCACGGAAAGCCAGAUAUAUCCAUUCUAGAAUUUGGGGUCGGCACAGGCCAGAUAGCGGAGAUCUUUCUGAAACAUCUUGUGACACUCAAGAAAACACCUCAUUGCGGGAAAUAUACUUUUGCCCACGAAAGCGAGUCUUUCCUUGAACACGCGUCCAAGCGACUGGAGGCGUGGUCAGAAUGGGUUGAAUGCAAGCCCCUGGAUCUUGGUAAGGAUUUCCCCAAACAAGGAUUUGGAAGAAAUUCCUUCGAUAUCAUAGUCUUGCCUCACGGCUUGUGUACUGCACGUUGUGAACAAAAGGCCCUCGCCAAAAUUCAUGACCUUUUGAGCCCAUCCGGCUACUUGAUCGCAAUCAAUCCUUUCGAUCCAAAGAAGAAUGUUCUAAAAAAUCUCUUAUUUGGUGCCAUGCACUGCCUGUCCACAGACGAAUUCUGUUUCGGCCAGGGUGCGUGGACAGAGGACCAAUGGGAAGAGAUCUUGCAAGAUGCGCAUUUCACCGACGUUGAUGCCUACGCGGAGCAAGACUCCAAGAAGAACCAUCAGUUCAUCGUGGCUAAAAAGCGGAAAAUUCAAAAAUCGGCUAGAAAGCUUUCCAUUGUUUGCGAGGACAACGCCAAAACUGUCAGGCAUCUAGUCACUGAGCUCAAGAAGAACUCAUGUGAGGUGCAUGUGACACACCUCGAUAAUCUGGAUUGUCAAGAUCAGAUAUGUUUGGUCUUGGAUACUUCAAGGUCCUCCUUGCUGGCCGCUCCCAAUGAAGUUAUAUUCAGCAAGAUAAGAGCAAUAUUUGUGCAGAGUGGAGGCGUUCUUUGGAUAACAAAAGGAGCGACGAUUGAGGCUGUCAACCCAAACGCGGCCUUGGCUGUUGGAUUUGCAAGAACAGCCCGUGCCGAAUCGGGUGUCAACCCAAUUGUGACCCUUGACCUAGAUGCGCAAAAUCCUCUCUCAGAAUCUCAUGCCGCCAAAAUUAUUGCUAGACUUCUGGUUUCUCGGUUCCUCUACGAAAAUACAGAUCAAGAUACAGAAUAUGCGGAGAGAAAUGGGCAACUGCUAGUUCCACGAGUCCUAGAGAGUUUCAAGGCAAACAAGAACAUGGGCAGCAUUAACGACAUUGAGAGUGUCUCCGAACAGUCUUUUCACCAGCUUCAGCAACCUCUCCGCCUUUCCAGGAAGAUUGAUAACCCACGUUUUGUUAGUGACUCGGAGAUCACAGAUCUUCCAGCCGGCUACAUUGGAAUCAAAGUACACUGCUUUACCCUGAAUCAAUGCGAUAUCCAGCACAAUCAUUUUGGCUGGAGCAGUGAUGACACCCUAGGGCUCGAGUGCAGCGGCAUAGUAUACAAAGUCGGCGCCGGGGUCCACGGCAUCACCGUAGGUGACCGAGUUGCAUGUCUUGGAGCUGGAACUGCUAGAAGCUUUUAUCACGAUCGCGCAUCUGCGUUCCAGAGGAUCAAUGAUGAAAUGCCAUUACAGCUGGCUUCGGCCUUACCUCUAGCAUAUGCAAUUGCGUAUUAUGUUGUGAACCGUCUGUCACUGAUCGAGUUCAAUGAUACUGUUCUCGUCCAUGACGCCGGACGUCAUUUUGGCCAAGCACUUCUGGAAGUGUAUUUGCUGAGGGAUGCUCGCAUUUUCGCGACCGUGCAGAGCCCCAAUGAAAAGGACUUGCUCGGCUCAAGGUACGGGAUACCCCGGGAGCAUAUCUUUAUAAGUGGUAAAGAUGAUAUAGCAAAGGGUUUAUCACGAUUGACCGAUGGCAAGAAAGCAAACGUGGUAGUCACAUUCGAGACCGCAGAGGACACAAUCCUCCAGAACUGCACGGCACCGUUUGGUCGAUUUAUUCGACUUCGAACAAAUAACCUCAAGACCCGACCGUUACCAUGUCUCCAGAACAUGUCCAUGUCUACUGUCAAUAUAUUUGAGCUCCAAAAGGAGAGGCCCGACCUUGCCAAUCAGAUAUGGCCACAGGUCUUUCGCUUGUUCCGUCAAGGACGACUCAAAGGGCCUGGCUUUAUCGACGUAUAUCCUGUUUCACAUAUCCAGGAAGCACUAACGGCAAUUCAAACUCGCCAGCAUGUUGUGGUUCGCGUGGAAGACGGUAAUCUUGUAACGGCCACACUCCCUAGAGUAACCCAACCGUUGUUCCGCGCCAAUGCAUCAUACAUGCUGGUCGGUGGGCUUGGUGGCAUCGGGAGGGCGGUUGCUUUGUGGAUGGCACAAAAUGGAGCGAAGAGCCUAAUUUUAGUCAAUCGAAGCGGCCUCUCAAAGUAUGAGUCUCAGGAGACAGUGAGAAAUCUGGUGGAAAGGGGCAUACAGGUAACCACCCGACCUUGCGACGUAUCCGACGAGACCGAAGUCCAGCGAAUGCUUCAUGAUCUGUCAAACUGCGUGCCUCCAAUACGGGGGCUGAUCCAGGCAGCCAUGGUGCUUAAAGACGUUCAUAUCGAAAAUAUGAGAUUAGACGAGUAUCGGGAUGUUAUGGGCCCGAAGUAUUAUGGCACUUGGAACUUACAUCGACAUCUCCCCGUCGAUCUUGAAUUCUUCCUGAUGCUAUCCUCUAUCAGCGGGGUUAUUGGAAAUGCCACACAAGCUGCCUAUGCGGCCGGCUGCAUUUUCAUGGACGCAUUCGCUGGUUAUCGAAGAAACUUAGGUCUUCCAGCAAUAUCUUUGGAUCUCGGAACGAUCACGGAUGUUGGCCAUUUGGCUGAAAAUAAGGAUCUAGCGGUAAAGAUGGAACGACAGGGAUUCCAGGGGACUGAUACGCCAACUCUUCUAUCCCUAAUCCAAGUUGCAAUCUCUCAAUCGACGAGCGGAGCAGCGCAGCUUGUAACUGGCCUUGGCCAAUGGAGAGAAAACGAAUCGCUUGGAAACUUUGACGCACCCUUGUUUGCCCAUUUCCGGUACAAGUUCCAGGGUUAUGGCAAAUCCAUUUCGCUCGGCAACUCCAUGGAAGGGUUGAAGGAUGAAAUGGAUGCCGCAAAGACGGUAGACCAAGCCACCAUUGUAAUCUGCGAUGCGCUCAUCAGGAAGAUUGCCUCUCAUCUCUCUAUCCCGGUCGAAAAUAUUAAUCCUUCUAACCCGGUCUCCGAGUAUGGAGUUGACUCCCAUGUGGCCGUGGAGCUACGUAACUGGGUAUCAAGAUCCAUGGAUUGCACUAUCCCCAUUUUGGAAAUACUGGCAAGGUCUAUGUUGGCGUUAUCUCAUAAGAUUGCUAGCCAAAGACUCGAGGGCAAGUCGGAGUGA
Messenger RNA from Penicillium griseofulvum, 7626 nucleotides. Its product is annotated as putative polyketide synthase. The record is from RefSeq and is a predicted model, not a curated record. The transcript has 8 exons. Lineage: Eukaryota; Fungi; Ascomycota; Eurotiomycetes; Eurotiales; Aspergillaceae. Gene Ontology annotation, biological process: fatty acid biosynthetic process; secondary metabolite biosynthetic process. Bases 1 to 7626 code for a protein of 2541 amino acids. Gene Ontology annotation, molecular function: oxidoreductase activity; phosphopantetheine binding; fatty acid synthase activity.